This is a messenger RNA of Vigna umbellata (rice bean), 1119 nucleotides long. The record is from RefSeq and is a predicted model, not a curated record. Lineage: Eukaryota; Viridiplantae; Streptophyta; Magnoliopsida; Fabales; Fabaceae.
CGAUGGAAACUCCGAGACCAACCCACAUGACAUUUUUACCCCUUACACUUUCCCCAAUUUACACCAAGUCCCUCCCUUCCUUCAUAAGAAUGCGCUUCCUCCUUCCCUCAUUGCCUAUCAGACCAUGCAGCGUGCGACGGCGGUCAAUGACCAACCACGGCGGAGCUCCGGCCCGGCGGCGGCGGAUGGAGAGAAGGUCUUCAGGGGGGACGAGGAGUUCAGUUACGCCUCAUCGAACUAUUUGAAGACGAUUUUUGCCCUGGCGCUGUGGCUCGGAACCUUUCAUCUCAACGCAGGGUUGAUUCUCCUCACGCUUCUCGUCCUCUCUCUCAGCCAAGCACUCUUGCUUAUAGGUUUGCUUCUCGUGUUGAUGCUGAUUCCUAUUGAUGAAAAUAGCAAAUUCGGUCGAAAAUUAUCCAGGUACAUAUGCAAGCACGUUUGCAGUUACUUUCCCGUCAUUCUUCAUGUGGAAGAUAUGAAGGCCUUUCAUCCCAAUCGUGCUUAUGUUUUUGGCUAUGAACCACAUUCAGUUUUUCCAAUUGGAGUUGUUGCAUUAGCUGACAACACAGGUUUUAUGCCUCUUCCCAAAAUAAAAGUUCUUGCUAGCAAUGCGGUUUUUUACACACCUUUCUUGAGACACAUAUGGACUUGGUUGGGUCUGGCUCCAGCGACAAGGAAAAGGUUUACCGCUCUGUUGGAUGCUGGCUACAGUUGUAUCUUAAUACCUGGUGGAGUUCAAGAAACAUUUCUCAUGGAGCAUGGUUCUGAGAUUGUCUUUCUUAAAGCAAGGAGAGGAUUUGUGCGCAUAGCAAUGGAGAAGGGCAAACCCCUGGUUCCAGUUUUCUGCUUUGGGCAGUCAAAUGCCUAUAAGUGGUGGAAACCAGGUGGGAAGCUAUUUCUGAAUUUUUCGAGGGCUGUCAAGUUCACCCCAAUAUAUUUUUGGGGAAUUUUCGGAUCUCCGAUACCCUUUAUACAUCCACUGCAUGUGGUGGUGGGUAGACCAAUUGAACUCGAGAAAAAUCCCGAGCCAACUCCUGAGGAGGUAUAUUCUGGCAUCCAGUAGCUUCUAUCGUCUUCUUGUUAUACAAGUCUGCGUUUUGAUCUUGCUAAUAAGCGUCC